UGUUGAUUGUCUUUCGUGAAAUGCGCGGCGCCAAUUGUUUGACGAAAUUCUAUCACGGAAAACAAAAAAUUUUUAAAACAGAAACUAGAAACUGGAACUGUAACAAUAAAUUGACUUUUACUUCGGAACUGUCAAAUGGACAAGCUAGCAAAUGCGCAGGUCCAACAGGAAGUCGAAGAGGAGGAGGGUCCUCUCAGUGUUGCUAAAUUAAUGGGCGGGAGCAUCACGGCCAAGGACAUCAAGCUUCUGCAACAGGCCAGUUUACACACCGUGGAAGCAGUGGCCAAUGCCACUAAGAAGCAACUAAUGGCAAUUCCCGGUUUGGGUGGCGGCAAGGUGGAGCAGAUCAUUACGGAGGCCAAUAAACUGGUUCCCCUGGGCUUCCUCAGCGCCCGGACUUUCUAUCAAAUGCGUGCGGAUGUGGUGCAACUGACUACGGGCUCCAAGGAGCUCGACAAACUACUAGGUGGCGGAAUAGAGACGGGAUCUAUCACGGAGAUUUUCGGAGAGUUUCGCUGUGGAAAGACACAAAUAUGUCACACUUUAGCUGUCACGUGCCAACUGCCCAUCAGCCAAAAAGGCGGCGAAGGAAAGUGCCUGUACAUCGACACAGAGAGCACCUUCCGUCCGGAACGAUUGUCCGCCAUUGCCCAGAGAUACAAGUUAAAUGAAGCCGAGGUCCUUGAUAAUGUAGCCUGCUCAAGAGCAUACAACUCGGAUCAACAAACGAAGCUCAUUCAAAUGGCAGCAGGUAUGCUCUUUGAGUCCAGAUACGCCGUUGUCAUUGUGGAUAGUGCAAUGGCUCUCUACCGAUCGGAUUACAUAGGACGUGGAGAGCUGGCCGCCAGGCAAAAUCAUCUAGGUUUGUUUCUACGCAUGCUCCAACGCUUAGCUGAUGAAUUUGGAGUCGCGGUGGUCAUUACAAACCAGGUGACUGCGUCGCUGGACGGCGGACCGGGCAUGUUUGCCGGCGAUGCAAAGAAGCCGAUCGGUGGACACAUCAUGGCCCACGCCUCCACCACGCGACUUUAUUUGCGGAAGGGCAAGGGCGAAACUCGCAUUUGCAAGAUCUACGACUCGCCAUGUCUACCAGAAUCUGAAGCUAUGUUCGCCAUCCUGCCGGAUGGAAUAGGAGACGUUAAAGAAGGCAACUAAGUCGUUGGUCAGGACAACUAAUGAAUGUUUACGCUAGCUUUUAAGGUCUUUAGGAGUAUGCUGUUACAAAUAAAAAACUAUUUAUAAUGUUU
Messenger RNA from Drosophila eugracilis, 1247 nucleotides. It is a transcript of the gene spn-A, whose product is annotated as DNA repair protein Rad51 homolog. The record is from RefSeq and is a predicted model, not a curated record. The coding region runs from base 136 to 1155 and encodes 339 amino acids. Gene Ontology annotation, molecular function: ATP binding; DNA strand exchange activity; double-stranded DNA binding. Gene Ontology annotation, cellular component: condensed nuclear chromosome. The transcript is spliced from 3 exons. Gene Ontology annotation, biological process: mitotic recombination; DNA recombinase assembly; DNA strand invasion. Lineage: Eukaryota; Metazoa; Arthropoda; Insecta; Diptera; Drosophilidae.